UGCAGCAUCUUUUUUCCCUUCGCCUUUUUGAGCCCAGCCAGCAGCAGCAGCAGCAACAGAAGCAUCAUCACCUCCUCUUUGGCUUUUGUGCCACUGCAGUGGAGGAUCGGAGGCUUAGGAUCAGUGGGGAGGAAUCCAAAGGGAGGGAAUCUCCCUUGGACACCCCCUUAUUUGCCCCCCCAAUUGGGGAGGGGGGUCAAGGAGGACCACCUUUGCAAGGAAAGCAGGCCAAAGAAGCAUCCUUCUUCCUUUCCUCCUCACCUUCCUUCCUCCUCUCUCCCCCCUUCCCACCCCCCCAGGACCCCCCAAAAUGUCCUCCCUGGCUUGCAACACCUUGAUCUUCCUGGGAUCCCUCUGGAUAGCUGCCACCCGUGGAAAUCUCUCGCGUGACCCUUGCCAGCCGACGACGUCGGAUGAAAUAGUAGUUGCAGGCUCCAAGGUGGUCCUCCGGUGUGAGGUGGAAGACCCCGAUGACUCCUCGCUCCAGUGGUCCAAUCCUGCCCAGCAGACCCUCUACUUUGGGGAAAAAAGAGCAUUGCGAGAUCUUCGAAUCCAGUUGGAGAGGUCAACACCCAAUGAGCUGACCAUCAGUAUCGACAACGCGACUCUGGCGGACGAAGGGGAGUACACCUGCUCCAUAUUCACCAUGCCGGUGCGGACCGCAAAGGCCAUUGUCACCGUCUUGGGAAUCCCACAAAAACCUCAGAUCUUCGGCUACACGGAUCCCCUCAAAGAAGGCGACAUGGCUAAGCUGAUGUGCGUCUCUUCCGGCAGCAAGCCAGCCGCCGAGCUCCGGUGGCAUAAGAAUGGCAAACCGCUGGCAAGUGAUCCUUCAGAGGUGGAAGAAGACUCCAAUGGGAAAACCUUCACCGUCAGCAGCCGCAUUGAAUUUGCGGUCGGGAAAGAGGAUGAUGGCGUGGAAGUCACUUGCACAGUCGAUCACGCAUCCCUGCAAAACUCAGACAAGUCCACUUCCCAACAGAUAGCAGUGUUUUAUAAGCCAACCGCUAAAAUUGAACCGAAACCCGAGCAUCCGCGGGAAGGGGAGAACCUGGAGCUUCACUGUGAUGGGCAAGGCAACCCCAUUCCUCACAAUUACAAGUGGGAGAAGGAAGGUGCCGAAGUCCCGCUCCCAGAAGCCCAAGACAAUGUCCUCAUCUUUCCCAACUUGAACAAAAGCGACAGCGGGACCUACAUCUGCUAUGCUUCAAGCCUCAUGGGCAUGUCCAUAGCACGCUACAACCUGGACGUUAAUGACGCCAGUCCAAUGACGCGAACCGGAAGUCCCUACCAUGCUAUCAUUGGCGGAGUUGUCGCUGUCAUUGUCUUCCUUCUCCUUAUCUUGCUCAUUGUUUUGGGACAUUAUCUGAUCCGACACAAAGGUACCUACCUGACCCAUGAGGCCAAAGGCUCGGACGAUGCCCCGGAUGCAGACACAGCCAUCAUCAAUGCCGAGGGAGGUCAAACCGGCGGGGACGACAAGAAGGAGUAUUUCAUCUGAGUGGGGA
This is a messenger RNA of Sceloporus undulatus (fence lizard), 1508 nucleotides long. It is a transcript of the gene CADM3, whose product is annotated as cell adhesion molecule 3. Bases 311 to 1501 code for a protein of 396 amino acids. Lineage: Eukaryota; Metazoa; Chordata; Lepidosauria; Squamata; Phrynosomatidae. Gene Ontology annotation, cellular component: presynaptic membrane. The record is from RefSeq and is a predicted model, not a curated record. The transcript has 9 exons. Gene Ontology annotation, biological process: homophilic cell-cell adhesion.